This is a messenger RNA of Panonychus citri (citrus red mite), 3765 nucleotides long. RefSeq lists its product as uncharacterized. The transcript has 7 exons. Bases 139 to 3765 code for a protein of 1208 amino acids. The record is from RefSeq and is a predicted model, not a curated record. NCBI's taxonomy places the organism in Eukaryota, Metazoa, Arthropoda, Arachnida, Trombidiformes, Tetranychidae.
UCAUCAUCUGCUGCCGCUUCAUCAGAUGCAAGCAAUAACGGUAACUCAGGAGCUGGAAAUGGAAAUGGUGGAAGCGCUUCAUCAGCAGCUGCUGACGCUUCAUCGAACGCUCAAAAUGGCAAUGGUUAUGGGAAUGGAAUGGGAAUGGAAUUGGACAUGAACUCUGCAGCGAAAGCACUGUCAGAUUCAAUAGCUUCAGCAGGUUCAAUGUUUGGAAGUUUCAGUUCUGUAAAAGACAAGAAUUAUGGAGGUUAUGGCAGUCGUGCAGCAUCAUCUGCUGGCGCUUCAGCUGCUUCAACAGGUCAUAGAAAUGAAGGUAAUUUAGGAUCUAAAAAUGGAGCUUCAGAUAACGCUGCAUCGUCAUCAGCUGCUGCAACCAGUGCAUCAAAUACCAACGGUAAAGGAAAUUCAGGAUCUGGAAAUGGAAACUCUGCAUCGUCAUCAGCUGCUGCAACCGGUGCAUCAAAUACCAACGGUAAAGGAAAUUCACGAUCUGGAAAUGGAAACUCUGCAUCGUCAUCAGCUGCUGCAACCGGUGCAUCAAAUACCAACGGUAAAGGAAAUUCAGGAUCUGGAAAUGGAAACUCUGCAUCGUCAUCAGCUGCUGCAACCAGUGCAUCAAAUACCAACGGUAAAGGAAAUUCAGGAUCUGGAAAUGGAAACUCUGCAUCGUCAUCAGCUGCUGCAACCAGUGCAUCAAAUACCAACGGUAAAGGAAAUUCAGGAUCUGGAAAUGGAAACUCUGCAUCGUCAUCAGCUGCUGCAACCAGUGCAUCAAAUACCAACGGUAAAGGAAAUUCAGGAUCUGGAAAUGGAAACUCUGCAUCGUCAUCAGCUGCUGCAACCAGUGCAUCAAAUACCAACGGUAAAGGAAAUUCAGGAUCUGAAAUGGAAACUCUGCAUCGUCAUCAGCUGCUGCAACCAGUGCAUCAAAUACCAACGGUAAAGGAAAUUCAGGAUCUGGAAAUGGAAACUCUGCAUCGUCAUCAGCUGCUGCAACCAGUGCAUCAAAUACCAACGGUAAAGGAAAUUCAGGAUCUGGAAAUGGAAACUCUGCAUCGUCAUCAGCUGCUGCAACCAGUGCAUCAAAUACCAACGGUAAAGGAAAUUCAGGAUCUGGAAAUGGAAACUCUGCAUCGUCAUCAGCUGCUGCAACUGCUACGUCAAAGCGUAAGAAUAAUGGUAAUUCAGGAAGUUACAAUUAACGAAAUGGCUUUAAGACUAAUCAACUUAAGUGUUUUACUUUUUUUACUAUUCAACUAUUCCUACGCCUCACAGAGUUCUAGUGUUACAGCGAAUUCUGACGCAGAUUCAUCAAACGAUCAAAAUGGCUAUGGUGAUAGUUAUGAAAAUGGAAUGGGAAUGAAAUUGGACAUGGACUCUGCGAUGAAGGCAAUGUCAGAUUCAAUGGCUUCAGCAGGUUCAAUGUUUGGUGGCUUCGGUUCUGAAAUGGACAACAAUUAUGGAGGUUCUGGAAGUAGUUCAUCAUCAUCUGCUGCCGCUUCAUCAGAUGCAAGCAAUAACGGUAACUCAGGAGCUGGAAAUGGAAAUGGUGGAAGCGCUUCAUCAUCAUCUGCUGCCGCUUCAUCAGAUGCAAGCAAUAACGGUAACUCAGGAGCUGGAAAUGGAAAUGGUGGAAGCGCUUCAUCAUCAUCUGCUGCCGCUUCAUCAGAUGCAAGCAAUAACGGUAACUCAGGAGCUGGAAAUGGAAAUGGUGGAAGCCUUCAUCAUCAUCUGCUGCCGCUUCAUCAGAUGCAAGCAAUAACGGUAACUCAGGAGCUGGAAAUGGAAAUGGUGGAAGCUUCAUCAGCUGCUGACGCUUCAUCGAACGCUCAAAAUGGCAAUGGUUAUGGGAAUGGAAUGGAAAUGGAAUUGGACAUGAAAUCUGCAGCGAAGGCAAUGUCAGAUUCAAUGGCUUCAGCAGGUUCAAUGUUUGGUGGCUUCGGUUCUGAAAUGGACAACAAUUAUGGAGGUUCUGGAAGUAGUUCAUCAUCAUCUGCUGCCGCUUCAUCAGAUGCAAGCAAUAACGGUAACUCAGGAGCUGGAAAUGGAAAUGGUGGAAGCGCUUCAUCAUCAUCUGCUGCCGCUUCAUCAGAUGCAAGCAAUAACGGUAACUCAGGAGCUGGAAAUGGAAAUGGUGGAAGCGCUUCAUCAUCAUCUGCUGCCAUCAGAUAUGCAAGCAAUAACGGUAACUCAGGAGCUGGAAAUGGAAAUGGUGGAAGCGCUUCAUCAGCAGCUGCUGACGCUUCAUCGAACGCUCAAAAUGGCAAUGGUUAUGGGAAUGGAAUGGGAAUGGAAUUGGACAUGAAAUCUGCAGCGAAGGCAAUGUCAGAUUCAAUGGCUUCAGCAGGUUCAAUGUUUGGUGGCUUCGGUUCUGAAAUGGACAACAAUUAUGGAGGAUCUGGAAGUAGUUCAUCAUCAUCUGCUGCCGCUUCAUCAGAUGCAAGCAAUAACGAUGCAAGCAAUAACGGUAACUCAGGAGCUGGAAAUGGAAAUGGUGGAAGCGCUUCAUCAUCUGCUGCCGCUUCAUCAGAUGCAAGCAAUAACGGUAACUCAGGAGCUGGAAAUGGAAAUGGUAGCGCUUCAUCAUCAUCGCUGCCGCUUCAUCAGAUGCAAGCAAUAACGGUAACUCAGAGCUGGAAAUGGAAUGGUGGAAGCGUCAUCAUCAUCGCUGCCGCUUCAUCAGAUGCAAGCAAUAACGAAAUCUGCAGCGAAGGCAAUGUCAGAUUCAAUAGCUUCAGCAGGUUCAAUGUUUGUGGCUUCGGUUCUGAAAUGGACAACAAUUAUGGAGGAUCUGGAAGUAGUUCAUCAUCAUCUGCUGCCGCUUCAUCAGAUGCAAGCAAUAACGGUAACUCAGGAGCUGGAAAUGGAAAUGGUGGAAGCGCUUCAUCAUCAUCUGCUGCCGCUUCAUCAGAUGCAAGCAAUAACGGUAACUCAGGAGCUGGAAAUGGAAAUGGUGGAAGCGCUUCAUCAUCAUCUGCUGCCGCUUCAUCAGAUGCAAGCAAUAACGGUAACUCAGGAGCUGGAAAUGGAAAUGGUGGAAGCGCUUCAUCAUCAUCUGCUGCCGCUUCAUCAGAUGCAAGCAAUAACGGUAACUCAGGAGCUGGAAAUGGAAAUGGUGGAAGCGCUUCAUCAGCAGCUGCUGACGCUUCAUCGAACGCUCAAAAUGGCAAUGGUUAUGGGAAUGGAAUGGAAUAUGCAAGCAAUAACGGUAACUCAGGAGAUGGAAAUGGAAAUGGUGGAAGCGCUUCAUCAUCAUCUGCUGCCGCUUCAUCAGAUGCAAGCAAUAACGGUAACUCAGGAGCUGGAAAUGGAAAUGGUGGAAGCGCUUCAUCAUCAGCUGCUGCCGCUUCAUCAAACGCUCAAAAUGGCAAUGGUUAUGGGAAUGGAAUGGGAAUGGAAUUGGACAUGAACUCUGCAGCGAAAGCACUGUCAGAUUCAAUAGCUUCAGCAGGUUCAAUGUUUGGAAGUUUCAGUUCUGUAAAAGACAACAAUUAUGGAGGUUAUGGUGUCGCAGCAUCAUCUGCUGGCGCUCAGCUGCUCAACAGUCAUGAAAUGAAGAAUGGAAACUCUGCAUCGUCAUCAGCUGCUGCAACCAGUGCAUCAAAUACCAACGGUAAAGGAAAUUCAGGAUCUGGAAAUGGAAACUCUGCAUCGUCAUCAGCUGCUGCAACCAGUGCAUCAAAUACCAACGGUAAAGGAAAUUCAGGAUCUGGAAAUGAAACUCUGCAUCGUCAUCAGCUGCAACUGCACGUCAAAGCGUAA